UCCGACUCCCCGGAAAGAUGUGCUCCCGUGGAUCCUGCCACAGCCGCGAGACCUCCUGCCACAGCUCCCGCUCCUCCUGCCAUGACUCGGGACCUUCCUGCCAUUCCACCUUCCAGAGGGAACCCGUGCCUCAGUUCCCCUGCGUGACACCUUGCUACACCCCUGUGCAGCGCUACUGCCCACCCGUGCAGACCUAUUGCCCCCCCGUGCAGCGCUACUGCCCCCCCGUGCAGCCCUACUGCCCCCAGUACACCAAGAACAUCUGCAAGCUGCC
Oxyura jamaicensis (ruddy duck) is the source of this 274-nucleotide messenger RNA. Its product is annotated as putative small proline-rich protein 5. Lineage: Eukaryota; Metazoa; Chordata; Aves; Anseriformes; Anatidae. The transcript has a single exon. The annotation marks the transcript as partial. The record is from RefSeq and is a predicted model, not a curated record.